This is a messenger RNA of Lolium rigidum, 1137 nucleotides long. RefSeq names its product glutenin, high molecular weight subunit DY10-like. NCBI's taxonomy places the organism in Eukaryota, Viridiplantae, Streptophyta, Magnoliopsida, Poales, Poaceae. The record is from RefSeq and is a predicted model, not a curated record. Bases 1 to 1137 code for a protein of 378 amino acids. The transcript is spliced from 2 exons. Gene Ontology annotation, molecular function: nutrient reservoir activity.
AUGGCUAAAUUGGCCUUCUCCGCGGCGGUCCUCUUGGUCCUCGUGGCCCUCUCCGCUGCUGAAGGGGAUAACAUCCUGCGGCUGCCAUGCAAACUUCAGCUCCAGCAGAGCUCACUUGACUCGUGCCGGCAGGUCGUGGACCAACAGCUCCGGGACAUUAGCCACGAGUGUCGUGCCACCGCCAUCCGCCAGAUCGUGAGUCAAUACGAGCAUCAAGCCAUGGUUCCACUCGGAGGAAGAUCAUACUACCCCGGCACAGACAAGGAACAACAAGGAGAUGUACAACAAGAACAAAGCUGGAAGCAGCAGCAGCAACAUCUGCAAGGACAAGGGUUGUUCCAGCAUAGUGAAACUUCUCCGCAGCAGCAAGGGCAAGAGUGGUGGUACCUUCCUGGCCACCCCGGCCAGACUGUUCCACAGCAGCAAGGGCAAGGAUGGUACCUUCCUAGCCAAACUUUUCCCCCGCAGCAAGGGCAAGGAUGGUACCUUCCCGGCCAGACAUUUCCGCAGCAGCACGGGCAAGGAUGGUGCCUUCCCGGACAAACUUUUCCGCAGCAGCAAGGGCAAGGAUGGUAUCCCGGCCAGACUUUUCCACUGAAGCAAGGGCCAGGGUGGUACGUUCCCAGCCAGACUUCUCAGCAGCAAGAGCCAGAGUGGUACCUUCCCAGCCAAACUUUUCCGCAGCAACAGCCAGGGUCGUACCGCCCCAGCCAAACGUUUCCACAGCAGCAACAACCAGGGUCAUACCACCCCGGCCAAACUUUUCCGCAUCAACAACAGCAGGGCGGAGGGUUUUCCGGCGAUUCAACAGUACAGCAACAAAAGAAGUCCUUUGGCGACAUCUGGCAUAGCAUCUUCCACCAUGGCCAAAAGCCAGCAGCUGGACAUGAGUCGUUCGGCGAGGCCGCACAGCAUCAAGAGCAAGGGCCGUCCUACACCAGCGAAACUUUUCCACAACAACAGCACAUGGAAGGGUCCUUCGGUGAGUCGACCACGAAGCAGCAGAAGGGAAGCCAGGACCCCUCCCACUUGCCACAACAGGAGGGACAAGGUCAGUCAGCCCGCCUGGAGUUGGUCACUAGGGCGAGGCAGGUCGCAGCGCAGCUGCCGGCGAUCUGCCGGCUGGAGGGCCAGUAG